Molecule: messenger RNA, 495 nt
Organism: Macroventuria anomochaeta
Lineage: Eukaryota; Fungi; Ascomycota; Dothideomycetes; Pleosporales; Didymellaceae
Exons: 1
Coding region: 1-495 (164 amino acids)
Source: RefSeq, a predicted model, not a curated record
AUGAAGGUACCCUUCCAUCAAGCUCUGCUUGCCAUCUGCACCUUCACUCUAACAGCCGCAACUCCACUCCUUCGCCUCUACCACUUCGAGAAACCAAGACAAACAACUUCAAUCCCUCCACGCCACGAAACCAUCCAAGUACGCGACGACCUCGAAGAACACGGCAAGAUAGGUGGUAUGUACAUGUGCACCGGCAUCAACUUCACCGGCACCUGUAAAUACAUCCAGCCAGCAAUGGGUACAUGCUACACCUUGCCCGCACCCUUCAAAUCCAGUAUCGCCUCUUUUGGUCCAGAUCAAGCUUUUAGCGGAUCGAUUCCAGCAUUCGCAUUUGGAUGCAGACUGUAUGAGGAUGAGACGUGCAGCGCAGGAAAAGUGAGGUUCGAGUAUCCUAGAGUCAGCAGUGGGAAGUUAUGGGUCGAUCCCAAGAGUGUCCAGUGCAAGUUCUACAAUCAGGCUGCGAUGAACUUGUACAAGUGGUUGCUGGAGUCUUGA